Molecule: messenger RNA, 1026 nt
Organism: Cryphonectria parasitica EP155
Lineage: Eukaryota; Fungi; Ascomycota; Sordariomycetes; Diaporthales; Cryphonectriaceae
Product: carbohydrate-binding module family 18
Exons: 3
Biological process (GO): carbohydrate metabolic process; fungal-type cell wall organization
Cellular component (GO): fungal-type cell wall
Molecular function (GO): hydrolase activity, hydrolyzing O-glycosyl compounds; glycosyltransferase activity
Source: RefSeq, a predicted model, not a curated record
AGCCUGGGAGCUGCCCUUCUCUUGGGGGCCUCCUCCGUCCUCGCCGCCCAGGCCACCUGCUCUCUCGACAGCAAAUGCCCCGAGGAUACUCCCUGCUGCUCGCAAUAUGGCGAAUGUGGCGUCGGUGCAUACUGCCUCGGCGGCUGUGACCCUCGCAUGUCCUUCUCCCUCGACAGCUGUGCCCCCGAGCCCCAGUGCGUCUCCAAGUCCAUGACUCUCGAUUCAACCGACACGAUCGUGAGCGAGGACAAGUAUCUCGGCAACUCCUCCGAGUACGAUUGGGUCUACUCGGACGGUAGCCAGGUCUUGACGUACAAUGACAAUAUUCUCCUGACCAUGCCGGCGAACUCGUCCGGUACCGUCUUGGCAUCCACCGUUUACAUGUGGUAUGGCAAUGUCAAGGCCACCCUAAAGACCUCGCGUGGUGCUGGCGUCGUCUCUGCCUUCAUCUUGUUGUCUGAUGUCAAGGAUGAGAUCGAUUUCGAGUUCAUUGGUGUCGACCUCGCCACCGCCCAGACAAACUACUACUUCCAGGCCCUGCCCGUCUAUACCAACUCCAAGAACAUCACCGACCUCUCCGACACGUACAGCAAUUUCCACACGUACGAGAUCGACUGGACGCCCGACACUGUCACCUGGCUAGUCGACGGAGUCGCAGGGCGUACCCUGAAGAGGACUGACACCUGGAACGACACCACUCAGAACUGGGACUACCCGCAGACCCCAUCCCGCGUUCAGCUCUCCAUCUGGCCAGGUGGUGCCUCCGAUAACUCCAUCUACACCAUCGACUGGGCCGGUGGCGCCAUCGACUGGGACUCGGCCGACAUCCAGCAGUACGGCUACGACUUCGUCACCGUCCAGUCCGUCGAGAUUUCGUGCUACAAUGCUACCUCCGCUCCUGGCACUAAUGAUGCCGAGUCUUACUACUACAUUAACGACGCCGGCACUAACAACACCGUCGUCAACGGCCAGAACAGCACGGUUCUGGCGAGCUUUGAGGCCACUGGUACCGACAUGGAUGCCGGU